This is a messenger RNA of Fusarium falciforme, 1473 nucleotides long. RefSeq names its product CAF1C-H4-bd domain-containing protein. Lineage: Eukaryota; Fungi; Ascomycota; Sordariomycetes; Hypocreales; Nectriaceae. Bases 1 to 1473 code for a protein of 490 amino acids. The transcript is spliced from 2 exons. Gene Ontology annotation, molecular function: protein binding. The record is from RefSeq and is a predicted model, not a curated record.
AUGUCGAAGCGAACCGCCGACGCCGACCUUGGCGAUGCGCCCCUCAAGGGCGGCGACCGUCCCGAGAAGAUGGACGUCGACGACAACACCAAGGAUAUGGGCGAGUUUGAGGACGAGUUUGAGGAUGAGUUUGAGAGCGAGGACGAGAUUCUUGAGGCUGGUGUUGAUGGAAGACCCGAUGCUGAGCGCGAGGCUGAAGAGAAGGACGCAAUGGACGUCGACCAAGACCAAGGAACCUUUAUCGUCGGCCGAAGCAAACUCGAGCCCGGCCAGACCCUUGCUCCCGAUCUGACCACCUACGAGAUGCUGCACAACCUCAGCACCCCAUGGCCCUGCCUCUCCUUCGAUAUUGUGCGAGACGGCCUCGGCGACAAUCGCAAGGCCUACCCUGCCACCAUGUACACCGUCGCUGGUACUCAGGCCGAGAGCGCCAAGGCAUCCGACAACCAGAUCAUGGUGAUGAAGUUCAGUGGAUUGAGCAAGAUGGAUCGUGGCGAUGAGGGCUCCGAUUCGGAGGACGAUGAUGAUGAGGACUCUGACCCUAUCCUUGAGAGCAAGUCAAUUCCUCUCAACUCGACCACCAACCGUAUCCGCGCCCAUCAGAUCCCCAGCCAAGAAGCUGGACGACCUGGAACUACGCUUACGGCGACCAUGACCGAGUCGACCAACGUCUUCAUCCACGACAUCACCCCUCACCUCGCCUCGUUCGACAACCCCGGAACCACCAUCACCCCCCAGCAGAACAAGCCAAUCUCUACCGUCCGCGCGCACAAGAGCGAGGGUUACGCCCUCGACUGGUCCCCCAUGAUCCCCAGCGGCAAGCUGCUGACCGGUGACAACGACGGCCUCAUCUACGUGACGACUCGCACCGACGGAGGCGGCUGGGUCACGGACAACCGGGCCUUCCAGGGCCACCUGAGCAGCGUCGAGGAACUACAAUGGUCGCCUUCUGAGCAAUCUGUGUUUGCUUCCGCCUCGAGCGACGGCACUAUCCGCGUGUGGGACGUCCGAUCCAAGUCGCGCAAGCCCGCCAUCACGAUGCAGGUGUCCAACGUCGACGUCAACGUCAUGUCGUGGUCCCGUCAGACGUCGCACCUGCUCGCCUCGGGCGCCGACGACGGCGUCUGGGCCGUGUGGGACCUCCGACAGUGGAAGGCCAGCUCCGACAAGCCGCAGCCCAUCGCCAGCUUCAACUUCCACAAGGAGCAGAUCACCAGCGUCGAGUGGCAUCCGACCGACGACUCUAUCGUUGCCGUGGCCGCCGGCGACAACACGGUUACGCUGUGGGAUCUGGCUGUUGAGUUGGAUGACGAGGAGAGCAAGGAUACGGCCGGUGUCAAGGACGUGCCACCUCAGCUGCUGUUUGUGCACUACCUCAAGGACGCCAAGGAGGUUCACUGGCACCCUCAGAUCACGGGCAGCUUGGUGGCUACUGGAGAGGAGUUUAGCGUGUUCAGGACCAUCAGCGUCUGA